This is a messenger RNA of Leucoraja erinaceus (little skate), 6753 nucleotides long. RefSeq names its product organic cation/carnitine transporter 2-like. The coding region runs from base 571 to 2229 and encodes 552 amino acids. Gene Ontology annotation, biological process: transmembrane transport. The record is from RefSeq and is a predicted model, not a curated record. The transcript has 10 exons. Lineage: Eukaryota; Metazoa; Chordata; Chondrichthyes; Rajiformes; Rajidae. Gene Ontology annotation, molecular function: transmembrane transporter activity. Gene Ontology annotation, cellular component: membrane.
CAAAGCAGAUCUUCCAUCAUCUUUUAGCGAAUAUUCCAAGAAGAAAAAAGUAAUGGAAAAAGAUAAAUAUUUAAAUAUAUUUACUGCUUUUAACAGCGCCUGGGAAAGUUAACCCGUGGAUUGUGGAGCAAGCGGAUAUUUCCCAGCUCUGAGGACGCCAGGCAAAAUUAAUUACACAUGGUCCGAUUUAAACUGGGGAAAUAUUUUCCUGAGCGUCCUUGCCAACAUUGCUCUCUCUGCAAGAUUCAACCGCCCGGUCCAUUAAAAAAAAAACGCUCUGAUGUGUUACAGCGUACAUCCAUUGACGUUUAUAACUCGCGCCACCCACAUCAAAGUCAGUUGCAAAUCCUGCCAAAUUCUUCUUCCCAUGCCGUCCCUGGCGACCAGAUUCCUACUGGACGAUUGGCAUACGAGCUAUUUAUUGCAACUCGGGAUCUGGGCUGGGUCCGUUGCAUUUGCAAUGCCGGAUGACUGCGUUUGGGUUUAAAGGGUUCGUAGGGGUUUGAAAAAAUCUUGUUUUUCCCUUGCCAAUUUGCCUUCCACCUUGCAUCGGUCCACGUUGCAACAAACAUGCGGGAUUACGAUGAGGUUACAGCCUUCCUGGGAGAAUGGGGACCCUUUCAAAAGAUGAUCUUCUUUCUUCUGAGCGCCAGCAUCUUCCCAAACGGUUUCUGCGGAUUGUCCAUCGUCUUCGUCGGGGAUACCCCAGAGCAUCGCUGCUCGAUUCCUGGGAAUCUGAACCUCAGCCAAGCCUGGAUGAACAGAACCAUCCCACUGGUGCCAGGAACACAAGUCCAGUACAGCCAAUGCAGUCGCUACCGCUUGGAUGUGAUCAGGAACCUCUCGGAGGUGUUUCCAGACCCAGAUCUCCUCAACGUGUCCGGGAUCGAAGAGGAGCCGUGUUUGGAUGGAUGGGAUUACAGUCAGGACCAGUACACCUCCACCAUCGUCUCCGAGUGGGACUUGGUGUGUAACAAUGACUGGAAAGGACCUUUUUCUAUGUCUGUAUUCUUCCUGGGAGUUCUGGUUGGCACCUUUAUCGCUGGCCAGUUGUCUGACAGAUUUGGGAGGAAGUCUGUUUGGUUUGGAACCAUGGCUGUGCAGACUGGAUUCACUAUGAUUCAAGUGUUCUCGCCAAACUGGGAAAUCUUUUGCCUUCUUAAUUUUUUUGUGGGCAUUGGGCAGAUUUCAAAUUACGUAGCUGCCUUUGUUAUAGGAUCUGAGGUCCUUGGGAAAUCAAUCCGGGUUGUCUACUCUACACUAGGACUUUGCAUUUCUUAUGCAAUCGGCUAUAUGUUCCUGCCUUUCAUUGCAUACUUUAUACGAAGCUGGAGGAUGCUGCUUUUUAUCCUGUCUCUUCCAGGCCUGCUCUACAUUCCUCUGUGGUGGUUUGUGCCUGAAUCCCCACGCUGGCUUUUGCACAAAGGACGGAUACAGGAGGCUGAAGCAAUAAUCCAACACAUUGCAAGGAAAAAUGGCAUCACUCCUCCACCUGUACUCUUCAAUGAUCUUGAGCUGGAAGAGAUGAAGGCUAAAAGUGUAAUAUCUCAUACAAUAAUACACUUGGUGAAAACCAGUAAUAUCCGAGCUAUCACAAUUAUAAACUUCCUUGUGUGGAUGAUUCUAUCAAUUGAGUACUACGGCCUAUCUUUGAGCACACCAAACCUCAACGGCAAUGCCUAUUUGAACUGCUUCUUCUCUGCUGCCAUUGAAGUUCCAGCCUACACAGCUGCCUGGCUCCUUCUCCAGAGACUUGGCCGCAGGUUCAGCCUUUCAGGAGCACUUUUUCUUGGAGGCGGUGUUCUUUUCUUCAUCCAGCUUGUACCAUCAGAUCUUUCAGCGCUUACCACAACACUGGUCAUGGUCGGAAAAUUUGUUAUUACUUCUGCCUUCUCCAUUGUGUAUGUCUAUACUGCGGAGCUCUACCCAACUGUGGUCAGAAACAUGGGCGUUGGAGUGAGCACCAUGGCCUCCAGAACCGGCAGCAUCAUCUCUCCAUAUUUUGUUUACCUCGGAGCAUAUAAUGAACUUCUGCCCUUCAUUUUAAUGGGAGGUUUAACAAUCCUGUCAGCAGUUCUAGUCUUGUUUCUGCCUGAAACAAUCAAUAAUUCUCUUCUGGAAACCAUUGACCAGAUGCAGGACAUCAAGUGCUUCAAAUUUAGAACUCCUUGCAGCAAUCAAGACCGUUCUGUUCAAAACGAAAUGGGUGAAAAAUCUGAUGGUCAUUAAGAAGCAACAGAUUGGACUUGACUGCGGCCGUAAUACUGUAAUGUAGGAGAAAUUGCAAGCAUCUUUUUUGGGGAUGCGUCAUAGAGUAACGUUAUCUCAAGUCACAAUAUGUCCAGCAAUACAACUACAGUACUCAGGGACCACUGUAAAAGACUAGUACAUAGAAACAUAGAAAAUAGAUGCAGGAGGAGGACAUUCGGCCCUUCGAACCAGCACCGCCAUUCAUUGUGAUCAUGGCUGAUCGUCCCAUAUCAAUAACUCAUGCCUGCCUUCUCCCCAUAUCCUUUGACUCCACUAGCCUCUAGAGCUCUAUCUAACUCUCUUAAAUCCAUCCAGUGACCUCUGUGGCAGGGAAUUCCAUAAUUUCACAACUCUCUGGGCGAAAAAGUUUUUUCUCACCUCAGUCUUAAAUGACCUCCCUUUUAUACUAAGACUGUGACCCCUGGUUCUGGACUCGCCCAACAUUGGGAACAUUUUUCCUGCAUCUAGCUUGUCCAGUCCUUUUAUAAUUUUAUAUGUUUCUAUAAGAUCCCCCCUCAUCCUUCUAAACUCCAGUGAAUACAAGCCUAGUCUUUUCAAUAUUUCCUCAUAUGACAGUCCCGCCAUCCCAGGGAUCAAUCUUGUGAAUCUACGCUGCACUGCCUCAAUCACAAGGAUGUCCUUCCUGAAAUUAGGAGACCAAAACUGUGCACAAUACUCCAGAUGUGGUCUCACCAGAGCCCUAUACAACUGCAGAAGAACCUCUUUACUCCUACACUGAAAUCCUUUUGUUAUGAAGGCCAACAUUCCAUUAGCUUUCUUCACUGCCUGCUGUAUCUGCACGCAAACUUUCAGUGACCGGUGUACAAGGACACCCAGGUCUCGCUGUACCUCCCCCUUACCUAACCUAACCCCAUUGAGAUAAUAAUCUGCCCCCUUGUUUUUGCCGCCAAAGUGGAUAACCUCACAUUUAUCUAUAUUAUACUGCAUCUGCCACGCAUCUGCCCACUCACUCAAUCUGUCCAGGUCACCCUGCAACCUCCUAACAUCCUCUUCACAGUUCACACUGCCACCCAGCUUUGUGUCAUCCGCAAACUUGCUAGUGUUGCUCCUAAUUUCCUCUUCCAAAUCAUUAAUAUAUAUGGUAAACAGUUGUGGCCCCAAUACCGAGCCUUGCGGCACUCCACUCGCCACUGCCUGCCAUUCUGAAAAGGACCCGUUCACUCCUACUCUUUGCUUCCGGUCUGCCAACCAAUUUUCUAUCCAUGUCAACACCCUACCCCCAAUACCAUGUGCUCUAAUUUUAGUCACCAGUCUACCAUGCGGGACCUUAUCAAAGGCUUUCUGAAAGUCUAGAUAUACUAUAUCCAUUGGCACCCCUUCAUCCAUUUUACUGGUCACAUCCUCAAAAAAUUCCAGAAGAUUAGUGAAGCAUGAUUUCCCUUUCAUAAAUCCAUGUUGACUUGGACUAAUGCUUUUACUGCUAUCCAAAUGCCCCAUUAUUACCUCUUUAAUAAUUGACUCCAGCAUCUUUCCCACCACCGAAUUCAGGCUAACUGGUCUGUAAUUCCCCGUUUUCUCUCUCGCUCCUUUCUUGAAAAGUGGGAUAACAUUAGCUAUCCUCCAAUCCACAGGAACUGAUCCUGAAUCUAUUGAACAUUGGAAAAUGAUCACCACUGCGUCCACUAUUUCUAGAGCCACCUCCCUGAGGACCCUGGGAUGCAGACCAUCAGGCCCAGAGGGAUUUAUCAUCCUUCAGUCCCAUUAGUCUACCCAAUACUAUUUCUCGCCUAAUGAAAAUUUCUUUCAGUUCCUCUAUCCCCUUAGAUCCUCUGUCCUCCAGUACAUCUGGGAGAUUGUAUGUGUCUUCCUUAGUGAACACAGAUCCGAAGUACCUAUUCAAUUCUCCUGCCAUUUCGUUGUUGCCCAUAAUAAUUUCACCCGUGUCUGCCUUCAAGGGGCCCACAUUUGACUUUGCUACUCUUUUUCCCUUAACAUAUCUAAAGAAGCUUUUACUGUCCUUCUUUAUAUUCCUGGCCAGCUUCCCCUCGUACUUCAUCUUUUCAGCCCGUAUUGCCCAUUUUGUUUCCUUCUGUUGUCCUAUGAAAGUUUCCCAAUCCUCUGGCUUCCGGCUACUCUUUGCUGUGUUAUACAUCUUUCCUUUUAGUUUUAUUCUAUCCCUAACUUCUCUUGUCAGCCACGGUUGUAUCCUACUCCCCUUAGAAUCUUUCUUCCUUUUUGGAAUGAAAUGAUCCUGCGUCUUCCAGAUUAUGCCCAGAAGUUCCUGCCAUUGCUGUUCCACCGUCAUUCCUGCUAGGAUCCCUUUCCAGUCUACUUUGGCCAGCUCCUCUCUCAUGCCUUCAUAGUCCCCUUUGUUCAACUGCAUCACUGCCACGUCCGAUUUAACGUUCUCCUUCUUAAAUUGCAGAUUAAAACUAAUCAUAUUAUGAUCACUACCUCCAAGCGGUUUCUUUACCUCGAGUUCUCUUAUCAUAUCUGGUUCAUUGGACAACACUAAAUCCAGAAUUGCCUUUUCUCUGGUUGACUCCAUUACAAGCUGCUCUAAGAAUCCAUCUCGGAGGCAUUCUACAAACUCAUUCUUGGGGUCCUGAACCAACCUGAUUUUCCCUGUCUACCUGCAUAUUGAAAUCCCCCAUCACCACAGUGGCAUUACCUUUGUUACAUGCCAGUUUUAACUCCUGCUGCAACUUACACCCUACAUCUUUUUGGGGGUCUGUAAAUAACACCAAUUAGUGUCUUCUUGCCUUUACAAUUCCUCAACUCAAUCCACAGUGACUCUACCUCGUCAGUCCCUAUGUCUUCCCUUCGCAAGGGACUGAAUUCCAUCCUCACCAGCAGAGCUACCCCCCCUCCUCUGCCCACCCGCCUGUCCUUUCUAUAGGAUGUAUAACCCUGUAUAUUAAGUUCCCAGGCCCGGUCCUCCUGCAGCCACGUCUCAGUAAUCCCCACAAUGUCAUAUCUACCAACCUCUAACUGAGCCUCAAGUUCAUCUACUUUACUUCUUAUACUUUGCGCAUUCAUAUACAAUACUUUUAAUUCCUUACACAUCUCACCUUUCACAUCGAUCCCUAUUACACUUGGCCAUACUCUCCUAUCCCUUUGUGAGCUUCCUUUCCCAUUAAUUCUGGGGUCAUUAACCAUCCCUUUACUCUCUUUCCCUUUAACUCCAUCCUCGACUAUCCCAUUUGACACCUCACCCCCCUUAUUCAGUUUAAAACCACUCGUGUAGCAGUGGCAAACCUGCCUGCCAGAAUGCUAGUCCCCCACCUGUUAAGAUGCAAACCGUUUUGUACAGUUCCCCCUUACUCAGGGACCACUGUAAAAGACUAGUACGAGAUACAUUCAUCGCUCUACAAGAGGAGCUUCAUCUAUUUUUUGCAAUCUGAAUGUAAAAAAACUCCAGUGAACAUUGAGUACGUCAGUCACUCCAACUGCGUCGAUAUGACUGAUUGCAAAACAACGCAAUCAUCGUUUUGUGUGAUGCCAAUAGUGUGUUUAUCCUUGGUUUCCAUUGACUACAGUUUUACCAGUUUCUUGGUUUCUUACUCGGUAAAAUGUAGUUGAGAUUUCACCUUUGCCUUCAUUCUGCACCAGCUUUUUUGUCCAUGUUUGAGGGAAACCAUUCCCCAGCUACUCUUCUGAGAUACAAAACUGUACAUUUAAAAGCUCUGGAUAUCAGAGUUUAGAGAUUGGAGAUGCGGCGUAGGAACAGGCCCUUUGACCCAACAUGUCCUCGUCGACUAUCUAUCACCCGUACACUAGUUUUAUGUCAUACAAACCAGGGGCAAUUUUACAGAAGCCAAUUAACCUACAAACCUGCACAUCUUUGGAAUGUGGGAGGAGACCCGAGUUUAAUCCUGACUGUUUGUAGGUGCUGUUUGUACGGAGUUUGUAUGUUCUCCCUGUGACUGCGUGCUCCAGUUUCCUCCCACACUCCAAAGACGUACAGGUUUGUAGGUUAAUUGGAUUCGGUAAAAAUUUUGAACUGUCCCUAGCAUGAAGGAUAGUGCUAGUGUACGGGGAUUGCUAGUCGGCAUGGACUCGAUGGGCUAAAGGACCUGUAUCUGCGCUGUAUCUCGAAACAAAGUAAAUGAAAGGUCCUAACCAAACCAACAUUUGUCCAUUCUCUGCAGGCUGACCCACUGAGUUACUCCAACACUCGGUAUUUUGUUCAAGAUUCCAACACAUGCAGUUUCUUGUGUCUCCUUCUUGAUAUUGAUUAGUUUGAUUUCCGCUGUUAUUGAUGGUAUUUAGUUUUGCUGCACUUUAUUCACUUCAGCAAGAUACUUUUGCUUAAUAUUUCUUCCUUGGUAGAACAAAUAUUUUUUUAUGUGUAAGUUAUGAAGCUCUAAUUCAGAGUUAUAAAUGAAUAUUUUAAAUGGCUAUAAUAAGGAGUAAUCAUUGAAUAACAAACUUAAAAAUUUUAUUCAUAUUCUUAAUCAAUUAUCAAUAGCGUUCAAUGGAAAAUCAAAAUGGAAUUUGUGAAAGGUUGCAGAAUGAUGUUAAUGCUGCCCAUUGAUUCAU